This is a messenger RNA of Dioscorea cayenensis subsp. rotundata (Guinea yam), 2800 nucleotides long. Its product is annotated as cylicin-1. The transcript has 13 exons. Lineage: Eukaryota; Viridiplantae; Streptophyta; Magnoliopsida; Dioscoreales; Dioscoreaceae. Bases 182 to 2647 code for a protein of 821 amino acids. The record is from RefSeq and is a predicted model, not a curated record.
UGAAAUAAGAGGAGAGAUAACACAAGAGAAACAGAGAACGCUCCUCAAAGCACUCGGAGGCCGCACAGCGGUGGUUGUCCGGAGUUCCUACUGAAACAGUCCUGAUUCAUGUUUGGGCCCUUGCUCUUGCACACAUUUGUUACUACUAGACAGUUUUGUGUGGGGUAAAAUACUAAAAAUCAUGAGUGGUGCCCCCAAAAGGUUGCAUGAGGAUGGAGGCCAUUCUGCAUCCUUAAAAAGGCCACUUGAUGAAACUAGUUUAUCUUCAGGUGUUUCGGGCAAGCUGAUUCAAUCGGUCGGUAAUGAUUUUCACCUACCGUUUGAGCAUGGCUCAGAUGGGCGAAUGGCAAAAGUCCCACGUACUGAGUCCCGUGAUGUUGAUAAGAGAUCAUCUCUUGUGCAUCGGAUGUCUCCAUCAUCUAAUAAUCCUGUGGAUCAUCCCAUUACAUCUGAUAGCAGGCCAGAAUCCAGAAAUUUGAAGGAUGUAAGAGAUACGAAGACUGAUCAUAGAGAAACAAAGGCAGAAAUUAGGGAUUUGUACCCUGACAUGAGGAUGGAUUCUCAAGGUGGCAAGGGUGAGAUUCGUGAGAAUGAUGCAAGGUUAGAUGGAAAGGGUGAAGAAAAAGAACUAAGAUCUGAUAGAGGAUCUCAUGGCAUAAUCAAAAGUGAGAUUAAAUUUGAUAAAGAUGGUCAUACCACAUCCCACCCAUACUCAAGUUGGAAAGAAAGCAAAGAAAAUCACAGAGGUAAGAGACAUUUUGAAUUUCCAAGUGAUGGUUUUGACUCAUGGCGAGUUUCACGUCAUGGUUUACAAACUACUGAAGAAGGUGCAAGGGAUUUUUCAAUGGCUGAAGAUCGGGUUUCUGCAGAAGGGCGUGAGGCUGUUGGUGAGAACAAGGUUCAUGUGAAAGGAGAUGAUAAACUAAGAGACAUGGAUAGGAAAAGGAAGGAUGAGAAGCACAGAGAUUUUGGAGAAAGAGACAAGGAUAGAAAUGACUGGCGGAACAAUAUGCUGCUGGCCAGUGCUAGCAAUGAAAGGAAGGAUCCGAUGAGAGAUGACCGUGAUAUGGAGAAGACUGAGAGGGAUAGAAAAGAUGCUCAGAAAGACAAAGAACGUAUUGAUAAGGAGAUGGAUACUAUGAAAUUAGAAUCAUCAAAUGUUAACGAGAAGGAGAAUGCACAUUAUCAGAGGGAGAUGAUAGAUGGAUCUGCAAGGAAUACUGAGCAGGAAACAGUAGCAUUAGAUCCAAAAAGUGUCAAAGAUGAAAGCUGGAAAUCUUAUGAGAGAGAUGCAAAAGACAAAAGAAGAGAAAGGGAUGCUGAUGCAGGUGAUAGAUCUGAACAUCGUGUAAGGUGUUAUGAGAAGGAAUCUGAGGAUGCUUGUAUUGAUGGUGUUGCUGAAAGGGACAGAGAAGCUCUUGUUUCUGGUGUUCAACAACGUACAAGAAUGCUGAGAUCAAGGGGGGCUCCUCAAGCUCCUCACAGAGAGCCUCGCUUUCGAUCUAGAACACGUGAGAAUGAAGGAUCUCAAGUUAAGUCUGAAGCUUCUUCAAUUGUUUACAAAGUUGGUGAGUGCAUGCAAGAACUUCUUAAAUCCUGGAAAGAAUUUGAAGCAGCUCAAGAAGAUAAGAAUGGUGAGAGCCUCCAAAAUGGCCCCACCUUGGAAAUUCGGAUACCAGCGGAAUAUGUGAUUGCUACAAAUCAUCAAUUUUCCUUACGCCCUGCGUUGAAUGAAGUCAUCUUUUCAGUCAAAGGUGCCCAACUAUGGGGAACUGAUAUAUAUACGAAUGAUUCAGAUCUUGUUGCUGUUCUCAUGCAUACCGGUUACUGCCGCCCAACAGCAUCACCACCUCCCUCUGCUAUUCAAGAAUUACGGGCUACAGUCCGAGUGCUCCCUCCACAAGAUUGCUACACAUCAACUCUGAGAAACAAUGUUCGUUCUCGUGCUUGGGGAGCUGGAAUUGGUUGUAGUUUUCGUGUUGAAAGGUGCUGCAUAGUAAAGAAAGGUGGUGGGAUGAUUGAUCUAGAGCCUCGUCUUGCACAUAUGUCUGCAGUUGAGCCUUCUCUUGCUCCUGUUUCUGCCGAACGGACAAUGACUACUCGGGCUGCAGCUUCGAAUGCAUUGCGGCAACAACGAUUUGUCCAUGAAGUUACAAUUCAAUACAACCUCUGCAAUGAACCAUGGCUUAAAUACAGUAUUAGUGUAGUAGCUGAUAAGGGACUAAAGAGGCCAUUAUAUACAUCAGCUCGACUGAAAAAGGGAGAAGUUCUAUAUCUUGAAACUCACUUUACAAGAUAUGAGCUGUGUUUCAAUGGAGAGAAGGCUGUCAGUAAUGGUACAAUUCCCGGAUCCUCUCAUGUAACAGAAGCGGAACCGGAUAAAGUUCAAAAUCAUUCCUUGCAUGUCCAAACUACUGAUAAAAAUAUGGACCGUGAGAAUAUCAUUGAUGUGUUCCGGUGGUCACGCUGCAAGAAGCCCCUGCCUCAAAAUAUCAUGCGUUCCAUUGGAAUUCCAUUACCAUUGGACCAUUUAGAGGUGUUGGAGGAAAACUUGAGUUGGGAGGAUGUACAAUGGUCACAAACCGGUGUUUGGGUGGCGGGGAAGGAGUAUGUGCUCGCACGAGCUCAUUUUCUGUCUCCAAAUUAGUCGGCCAGUGUUUUUGGGCUUCCAACAAUUUUCAUGAUGUAAAAUCUUCACAAUGUUUGUAUAGAAUCUGUGUCUUAUGGUCACCUAAGGUCAUAAAAGAAUAUGUAAUUUGAUUUGAUUAAUCCGAUAAUGUGGCAAAGGUUUUUUUUUUUA